Molecule: messenger RNA, 752 nt
Organism: Symbiodinium natans
Lineage: Eukaryota; Dinophyceae; Suessiales; Symbiodiniaceae
Source: the annotation of a GenBank genome assembly
GAGGCGUUGAGGUUCGAGCUUGCACUGCCCAAGAAGACAAGAAGAUGGCGGUAGACAGGUUCAUGCGCUAUGCCGGCCUCCUGUGGCUGGCCUCCUUGCCAGGCAUAUGGGGAGACGGAGGGGUGAAAACAUUGGAAGAAGAAAGCCUCGACCGCGAGAUCCGUGCUGCGUACAUGGCUUGGUUCUUCAAGCGCUGCUGCGCCUGGGGUACCUGGGUCCUCUUUGGUGGCAUGCUCUAUUCCAACUGCCGGACAGCCAGACCAUUGCCCACUGAGCUUCGGCGGCAGUCAAGAAGUACCUUCGCGUUUGGCCUCUGUGAAUGUUGUCACCACUGCGAGACCUCCUGCUGGGCAUUUUGGUUUCCCCUCACCGUCUGGCUAUCCUUUCUUUGGGCCUUCUCCCGGCUCGGCCUUGGCAUCGCCUUCGCGACGACGGUGCUUCUGGACCUGGAAGCACCAGGACCAUACCUGUGGCUAAUGUUGGCUGGGAAGUAUGUCCAGGUAUGGCAUCGUCAGCACCUGCGCAAGAAGUUCCAUUUGGACCACAGCAACUGUCGCACGAUCACGGAGGAUGCCUGCGUAUGGUGCUUUUGUGUGCCGUGCGCUGCCAUGCAGGAAGCACUGCAGGUGGGCUUUGUCGAGGGGCUGCCCCUUACGGCGCCUCUGACGGAUGCCCCCGCGCCCCCUAGUCAACAAGAGCUCGUUGGGGCAGCCGUAAGGGUGGAUGGGCGACAGGCCUUCCUUCAAGCUUGA